Messenger RNA from Oldenlandia corymbosa var. corymbosa, 2753 nucleotides. Lineage: Eukaryota; Viridiplantae; Streptophyta; Magnoliopsida; Gentianales; Rubiaceae. The record is from the annotation of a GenBank genome assembly.
AUGGAGGACAAAGAAGCUGCCACCGAUAUCGACAUGGACGUUCCGAUAGCCACAGUAUUUAAUCGGAGGAAGAAGUUGAAAACGAAGAGGAAAGAGCAACCGGAGCAGAAGGCCAUUCCCGACGGAGUCGCCGCCGAGGGUUUCAUUCCCCCCAACCAGAACAACAACAUCAAUGAAGGUGAACUCCCUCCUGGAAUUACCGUUUCCGAGUUCGACUAUUCCGUUCAGAAUCAUUUCAAAGCCGUGGAUACAAUCUCCAGACUCUGCGGAGAGACUGACCAGCAAGGUUUCGAUCCUGCCGAAAUUCGACGCUUAUCAUCUUCCAUCACUUUUAUAAGAGAAUGGAGGCAAUUCAGUUAUCCAUCAAAAACUUUGAGGUUUGUAAAUCAAAGUCUGAGCGGGGGGAAAGAUUUCGUUGGUGCUGUGACAUUACCGCAGUUUUCAUCUGCUGCUGUUCCAAAGAGAAGUGAUGAAAAGGCAGAUGCAACAUUUUUAGAUUCCAGCAACGAUUUUGUUAUGAAUGUCGGAGGUUUAGUUUCAGCGCUCGAUUGGUGUCCGAGAGUCCGUUCACAUUCCAACUGUAAUAUCAGAAGUGAGUUCAUUGCAGUUGCCGCUCAUCCUCCAGAAUCCAGUUACCAUAAAUUGGGUGUACCAGUUGUGGGCCGAGGCAUGUUGCAGGUAUGGUGUGUACUAAGCUUAAACAUGGAAAAAGUCAUGCAAGCUCAGAAUAAGAAAAAGCGGAAACAGAGGUCUAGUGUGAUGGAAGCUGCUUCAUUGGAACCACCUAAACAGAAGGGACCACGAGGUAGACCACGGAAAUGCCCUGUGGAUGUGAAUGUGGAGAAGAAGCCACGUGGUCGACCAAGGAAAACACCUUCUAGUGAAAGCCAGGCUGUUGAAUCUCUCGCAGUCCCGCUCUCAAUAGAUUCAUCCACAUUGCCUAGUGUCGAUAAGGAUUCUAGCAUAAGCAACACCCAUCUUUCCAAGAAGAACUCUACAAAACUGCGGAAAGUGAAUGACAAGGUACCUCUCAAUAAGUCACGUUCUACGGCAUGCAGAAAAUCAAAAGUUAAGGCUAGGACUGGGAUUCAGAAUCCUGAAAGUGCUCCUUGUCAGUCUAGUUUACUUGAGAAUGUAGAAUCAUCCAUCCUGGAUUCUCCAUCAGUGGUGAGUCCACCUGAUACCGUGAGGUGUGACCCUAGCCCAAAUAAGUGUUCCAUUCCCAAUGAUGUUGCUUUGCCUAGAAUGGUUUUAUGUUUAGCUCACAAUGGAAAAGUUGCCUGGGAUGUGAAAUGGCGCCCUUCUGGUGUUUCUGACAAACAAAGAAUGGGUUAUCUUGCUGUCUUGCUGGGAAAUGGUGCACUUGAAGUCUGGGAGAUUCCUUUUCCUCAAACUGUUAAAGUUCUUUUUUCUGAUUCUCAAGGAGAAACUACCGAUCCUCGCUUCAUGAAGUUGCAACCAGUAUUCAGAUGUUCAAGGAUAAUGUUUGGUGAUAGGCAAAGCAUUCCCUUGGCACUGGAAUGGUCAGCGUCCUUCCCACAUGAUAUGAUUCUGGCAGGAUGUCAUGAUGGAGUGGUUGCUUUGUGGAAAUUCUGUAGUACUACUAUGUUACAAGAAAACAAGCCUUUGCUUUGUUUCAGUGCGGACACAGUUCCUAUCAGAGCACUUUCUUGGGCACCUGCCGGAAGUUCUUCUGAGAGUUCAAAUAUUGUUGUCACUGCUGGUCACAAAGGCUUGAAGUUUUGGGAUUUAUGUGAUCCAUUUCGUCCAUUAUGGGAAUUAAAUCCCAUCCAACGGAUUAUCUAUAGUUUGGACUGGGUACCUGAUCCAAGGUACUCAACAGCAGGGUGUUCACAGCUAUUACUGUUCGCAAUUUCCAUUAUGGAGUGUUCAUACCUCCCGAUUAACAGGCAUGGUUGCUUAUUGUGGUGCAGAUGGUGCUGCUCUUCGUUUCCAGCUUACUACCAAGGCCGUGGAAAAGGAUCAUCUGCGAAAUCGAGCACCACAUUUUCUUUGUGGAAUGUUAGCUGUGGAAGAUUUGGAACUAACUAUGUUCACUUCCUUGCCUAAUAUCCCGUUCCCGAUGAAGAAGUCAGAUAAGGAGUGGUCUGAAACUCCAUGGACAAAGCGGUGGGUAACCCACAGCUCUCAUAAAGAGAAGAAAAUUGACGAGGAAUUGGAAAAAGUUCAAACCGAUGACAAGUUACUCAUAAUGACCAGCAAACAGGCAUCCAUAUCAAAACGUAAGAGUAAGAAAAAGUCGGAAGAUGAUCAACAGCUUUUGACUUGCGGAUCCAAUGACGGAGACACAUCUGCAGAUCAACAGCCUCCCCUUCUCAUAAGUGGAGUUGAAAAUGCGCAGCCUAAGAAAGUUGAAGAAUUUCCGCCAAAGAAAAUAGCACUGCAUAGAGUAAGAUGGAAUUUGAAUGAAGGCAGUGAGAGGUGGUUGUGCUUUGGAGGAGCUGCCGGAGUUUUACGCUGUCAUGAAAUAGACAUGUCUGGAGAUUGUGCAUGAUCAGGAUUGAUAAUGUUGCAUGGACGUUUAACUAUUGGGAAGAAUGGUUAUAUUAUAGAGAUGGUGAAAGAUUACAAUGGCACUGGCACAAUGAAUGUGUUACUUACUGAUGGUUUUGUAAAUAACAAAUCAAAACUUUACUGGUGGUUCACCAAAAAGAAAAAGAAAAGAAAAAAACUCCUCAAUUGUAUUGGAGUUUUUUACCGAAAAAAUUAUCAAAGAAAAUACUUGGAUAAAA